This is a messenger RNA of Cuscuta campestris, 844 nucleotides long. Lineage: Eukaryota; Viridiplantae; Streptophyta; Magnoliopsida; Solanales; Convolvulaceae. The record is from the annotation of a GenBank genome assembly.
CACGAUCUUAAUUGUUGAAUUAUUAUGUUUAUUCUUGUGCUACAAUGGAGUACCACUCAGCGUCAAUGCUGAGCGGAUAGCGUUGUUUUCCUUUUUGCUGUCCGUAGGUGAACAGACAGAUGAACCUAGAGCCGAUCCCAGAGGGCAUUGAGGAGGAGAUGUACGAUGGCGUGGAUGAAGCCGAAGAAUGUUUUGAGAGGGAGGAUGAGAUAAUGGAAAUGAGUAAUAAAAUUGUCCAUAAUGAUGUGGAGUACCGCAAAUCAACUUUAGACAAUGUUGAUGAGAACACCAAGUUCAGUGAUGAAGACUUCAGAGAACUGAUAUAUGAGCGUGAAGUUGUUGCUGUAGAGGUGGCCAUAAGAGCUGAAUUUGAAACAAAGUGUUUGGUUGUGUUUGACUCUGAUCCCUCCAACGAUAUACAAGGAGCAGUGAUCAAACACAAGACUAGCACCCAUGCUCAAAAUGAUUCCAGUGAUUUGCAAUUACGCGUCAACCUACAUAACAGGGAUUCUUGGGGAUCAUUAGAUAUUUCCGCAGAAUGGAGAGUUGAACGGCCUUAAGUGCCACAACAGACAAAUUAAGACUAUGGUUUAUUUGCAUUGAAGUUAGCUUGGUGUUCAAAAUUUGAAUCCUUCAAUACUACAAGGAUUUGGCGAAGAUGACGUUGUCCAAUUGCGAACUGCAUACGCAUAUGCAAUAUGUACAAAGGACUUAUAAAGAGUUGCUUAACAUAAGAUUACCAAGUAUUUGUUUUCAAUAGUAAAGGUCGACUUAACUUAAGUAAUAUACUCUAUUUUGACACAUUUCGCAUAUCUUCGAUUUUUACUAAAUCUUUAGAAUAUUG